This is a messenger RNA of Prorocentrum cordatum, 843 nucleotides long. The record is from the annotation of a GenBank genome assembly. Lineage: Eukaryota; Dinophyceae; Prorocentrales; Prorocentraceae.
AUGCCUGGGGGCCGUCUUUGCCGACAGGGGGGCGCCCCCCCAGAGAGCAGCAGCAGGCGGACGCCUUGCCUGCCAGCGCACGAGGGCCUCCGACGCCUCCCGCGUGCCGAGGGCACGGCGGCGGACAACCUGGACUUCAAGAAGCCCGCCGGCGAGCAGGACCCGAAGAACCUCAAGGCGGGCUCGGACCUGGUCGACUGGUGGGUGGACCUGUGCGGCAGGUAUCCGGUGGUCAUCCUGGAGGACCCCUGCGACGAGAACGACUUUGACAACCACGCCGCCCUCACCGCGAAGGUCGGCGACAAGGUCGAGAUCGUGGGGGACGACCUCUACUGCACGAACCCCAAGAUCGUGGCCAAGGGCGUGGAGAAGAAGGCCACCAACGCGAUGCUCCUGAAGGUGAACCAGAUCGGGUCCAUCUCGGAGGCCAUCGAGGCCUACAAGCUGUGCGUCGAGAACAGCUGGGGUGUCUUCUGCUCCCACCGCAGCGGCGAGACGGAGGACCACUUCCUUGCCGACCUCACGGUCGCGCUCGGCACCGGCCACCUCAAGACCGGGGCCCCCUGCCGCUCCGAGCGCAACUGCAAGUACAACCAGCUCCUGCGCAUCGAGGAGGAUGCGGGCAAGGUUAGUGUCCAUAUCCAGUGCGUCUUGGACUAUAUCCAGUAUCCAGUCCAUAUCCAGUGUCCAUAUCAAGUGCGUCCAUAUCCAGCGGCGCCACAAGGCCGAGGCGCACUGGAUAUGGAUAAAAAUCGAGCCUCCAGGGGGCAAAUUUAUCCAUAUCCAGUGCGCCUCAGGUUUCUUGGGAAGGGAGCCCGAAACUCCACACUGCAGUGGAUAUAG